UACCUUGGGGGAUCAUUUUCCACGUGUAGUAGUGACGAGUGGUAUAUAUAGCGUCCCACCUCUCCCAGCUCUCUCAUCUCCUGUCUUCCAAUCUGUCUGUGUGGGGAAGCUUCAACUGGGUGUUCAUCAUGACUGUCAGGAAGAGGAAGCUGAAACUGUUAUCUGAAACAGCGUCAACUGGUACAGGAAGAGCUAGAUUCAGGAAGAAUGAGAAUUUGGAGCUUCAAACCUGGUCAGAGCUCCCCAUAGAACUUGUGGAAAUCAUUGCAUCUCGUUUAUCUCUAGAAGAUAAUAUUCGAGCAUCUGCUGUAUGCAAGAGAUGGCAUUCAGCUGCCGUUUCUGUGCGGGUAGUCAACCGAGCACCCCUACUGAUGUACUUUCCAAAAUAUGGUAGCCUGUUUGAAUUCUAUGAUCCAUCACAGCGCAAAAUCCACUUUGUGGAGAUUCCUCAGCUGAUUGGGUCUAGGGUUUGCUACACCAAAGAUGGUUGGUUGUUGCUAUACAGACCCAAAACUUUCCGUGUGUUCUUUUUCAAUCCUUUUACUCAGGAGGUGGUCAAGUUACCAAGAUUUGAGUUGAAUUAUCAGAUUGUUGCGUUCUCUUGUGCCCCAACUUCUACAAGCUGCAUGGUUUUUACCAUAAAACAUGUCAAUCCCACAGUUGUUGCUAUUAGCACUUGUCAUCCUGGGGCAGAACAGUGGACUACUGUUCAGUAUCAAAACCGUUUGCCCUUUGUGAGUAGCAUUUGGAACAAGCUUGUUUUCUGUAAUGACCUCUUCUAUUGUCAAAGCCUCACAGGUUGGGUGGGUGUAUUCAACCCACAUGAACGAACUUGGAGUGUCCUUUCAGUUCCUCCUCCGAAAUGCCCUGAGAAAUUUUUCGCUAAAAGUUGGUGGAAAGGUAAGUUUAUGACUGAGAAGGAUGGAGAUAUAUUAGUUAUAUAUACAUGUUCUACUGAAAACCCAAUUGCAUUCAAGUUGGACCAGAGGAACAUGGCUUGGGAAGAGCUGAAAACCCUAGAUGGUGCGACUGUUUUUGCUAGUUUCUUGACAACUCAUACAAACAUUGACCUCCCUGCAAUAAAGAGAAACAGUAUUUACUUCUCUAAAGUUCGUUUUUAUGGAAGGCAGUGCAUAUCAUACUCACUUGUAGAUGGUAGAUAUCAUCCUCGCAAUGAGUGCCAUGACUGGGGAGAGCAAGAUCCUUUCAAGACCAUUUGGAUUGAACCACCUGAAGACUUCUCAGGCUUCAACUAACGCAGACUCUCAAGCUUCAAUGAAUAAAGAGUUCUCAAGCUUCAAGCAAUCAAGUUUCUAAUAGAAAGUUCAGUAUGCUAGUUUUAUUGGAUGUUGUGCUGUAGAUGGUUUAUGCAACUCUUGUUUGUUGUACUCGUUUGAGAACUUGUUUUAAACUUCUGUUUCUUUGUGUACUAGUUAUCUCAGAGUUAUAUAAUCUAUGCAACACAGUUUUAUAUCCUUGUCUUA
Molecule: messenger RNA, 1484 nt
Organism: Rosa rugosa (rugosa rose)
Lineage: Eukaryota; Viridiplantae; Streptophyta; Magnoliopsida; Rosales; Rosaceae
Product: F-box/kelch-repeat protein At1g57790-like
Exons: 2
Coding region: 129-1256 (375 amino acids)
Molecular function (GO): protein binding
Source: RefSeq, a predicted model, not a curated record